AUGUUUUGGUUAGCAAGCUUUUUUCUCUUCACACUCCUUCCGGUCGCUCAGUCGUUCUAUCUUGCUGACUCCAACCCAAUUUUAGCCUUUAGCAGUCAAGUCAGAGAGGGGCAUCUUUAUACAGAAAAUCACAGACGAGGGAUGUACCUACAGAUUAGCCAGGAUGGGAGUGUGUCCGGAAGUGAUGUUCAGACCCCUUACAGUGCACUGCAGCUGCAGUCAGUACAACCGGGCCACAUCGCCAUCAAAGGUCAGAGGUCAUCUCUUUUUCUGUGCACAGACAGCGGCGGAUCCCUGAGAGGGCAGAGUCAUUUCUCGGAAGAUGACUGCACCUUCCAAGAGCUGCUGCUGGCGGACGGAUACACCCGUUUCCUGUCCCCGCGCCACGGAUUCCCCUUGUCGCUGGCGUCCAGGCGUUCCCCAGAUCGACACCUUCCCUUCACACGAUUCCUUCCACUCAAGGAAAGCCUUCCAAAGGAGACCGCAUCAGUGCGGGCACCGAUAAGAGAGACCUACUUCAACUUGGACUCUGAUGACCUUCUUGGAAUGUCUCAGGGGUCCGUGCUCAGUCCUCAGUUUUCAGUAGAAAAGUGA
This is a messenger RNA of Nerophis lumbriciformis (worm pipefish), 594 nucleotides long. The record is from RefSeq and is a predicted model, not a curated record. NCBI's taxonomy places the organism in Eukaryota, Metazoa, Chordata, Actinopteri, Syngnathiformes, Syngnathidae.